This is a messenger RNA of Frankliniella occidentalis (western flower thrips), 710 nucleotides long. RefSeq names its product D-aminoacyl-tRNA deacylase (gene Dtd). Lineage: Eukaryota; Metazoa; Arthropoda; Insecta; Thysanoptera; Thripidae. Gene Ontology annotation, biological process: tRNA metabolic process. The transcript is spliced from 4 exons. Bases 140 to 679 code for a protein of 179 amino acids. Gene Ontology annotation, cellular component: cytoplasm. The record is from RefSeq and is a predicted model, not a curated record. Gene Ontology annotation, molecular function: D-tyrosyl-tRNA(Tyr) deacylase activity.
CCUCCAAGUCAUAAACAUAACCAAACAAAUCCUCUCAGUGCCGACUCAAUGCUGAGCAGCGUAUUUAAUCUUUAUUCCGAUUUUAAUUCCUUUUCUUGAUAAAUUUGUUUGUAGACAUACAUUACAUAUUUAAUGUAAAAUGAAAGGAACAAUUCAAAGAGUUGUGAAAGCCAGUGUUGAAGUCGAUGGACACCUCAUUUCAUCAAUUGGUCGAGGAAUUUGUGUGCUUGUAGGAAUUCAUAAAAAUGACACACAAAAGGAUAAGGAAUACCUAGCUCGUAAGAUAUUAAGCAUUAGAUUAUGGGAAGACGAAAAUGGACGGAAAUGGUCUCGUAGUGUUACUGAUAUGCAGUAUGAAGUAUUGUGUGUCUCCCAAUUCACACUCUAUUAUUAUCUUAAAGGAAAUAAGCCAGAUUUUAGAGCAGCAAUGCCUGGAGCACAAUCUCAAGAAUUUUAUAAUUCUUUUUUGGAUAUACUCAAAAAACUCUAUGAUCCUAAUAAAAUUAAAGAUGGACAAUUUGGUGCCAUGAUGCAAGUUAGUAUUCAAAAUGAUGGUCCAGUUACUCUUGAUAUUGAGUCCCCCACGGUCCGACAGUUUUUGGAGGAAGAAAACAGAGUUAAACUAGAAAAAAAAACUGAAGAGACUACCUCUCAGGCUCUGGGGGACCUAAAUGGAUAGCUAUUUUGCAAUAAAUUAGAUACCAAUCCAA